Nyctereutes procyonoides (raccoon dog) is the source of this 3309-nucleotide messenger RNA. RefSeq names its product CDK5 regulatory subunit associated protein 1 like 1 (gene CDKAL1). The record is from RefSeq and is a predicted model, not a curated record. Lineage: Eukaryota; Metazoa; Chordata; Mammalia; Carnivora; Canidae. Bases 602 to 2401 code for a protein of 599 amino acids. Gene Ontology annotation, molecular function: tRNA (N(6)-L-threonylcarbamoyladenosine(37)-C(2))-methylthiotransferase activity; 4 iron, 4 sulfur cluster binding. Gene Ontology annotation, cellular component: endoplasmic reticulum. The transcript has 17 exons. Gene Ontology annotation, biological process: tRNA methylthiolation.
CUGGAGUCCUGGGAUGGAGUCCCGCCUCGGGCUCCCUGCAGGGAGUGUGCUUCUCCCUCCCUCUGCCUGUGUCUCUGCCUCGGUGUGCCACGAAUCAAAAAAUAAAAUCUUUAAAAAAAAAAAAAAAACAGUAAGUUGGGAGAGAAUGUUUAUGUUAAGUGGUUAACGCGGUGCCUGACACAGGGUAAGAGUCCGGCAGAAGACAGCUAUCAGUCGAUUCUAAGAACCCGAGGUGUUGCUGUCUGCUUUCACUCUCGCAACCAAAGGAAUUCCAAGGCUAACCUUUUCACCGAAAUAAGGGCGACCCGAACUCGCACUUUCGGCGACGACGCAAUUUGCCGUCUCCGGGCCACCGUCGCCGAGCAUGCGCACAGAGGCGUGGCGGGACGUACGUGUCAUGGCGAGCUCCAGCUGAAGGGUCUCCCGUCUGCGGAGGACGGCGUGUGGAUCGUGUCCUCGGGCUGACUUUCCAGACGACUUGAGACUGACUGAUCAAGAGUUAGGUGCUCAAGGGACUCCUUUCUGUAUCUCGGAGCUUCCGUGCUGGAGUGGAGCGUUGCACAUCGGAACGUUCAGAAAGGCAGCCCAGUUUCCUAAGAAGAUGCCUUCUGCAUCCUGUGACACACUAUUGGACGACAUAGAAGAUAUUGUGUCACAGGGAGAUUUAAAGCCACAAGAUAGGCAUUCCGCACGAAAGCACAUUGUUCCAAAGGCACGAAAACGAAAUACCCAAAAGUAUUUGCAAGAGGAAAACAGUCCACCAAGCGAUAGCACCAUUCCAGGCAUACAGAAAAUUUGGAUGCGAACAUGGGGUUGUUCUCAUAAUAAUUCAGAUGGAGAAUAUAUGGCUGGACAACUAGCUGCUUAUGGAUAUGAAAUUACAGGAAGCAUCUCCCCAGGUCACAAAGUGUUGACUACCAUAGUGAUAGAAGUCAUCUUGAAAUCAGAAAAUGCAUCAGAGGCAGAUUUAUGGCUCCUGAAUAGUUGUACUGUAAAAAAUCCAGCUGAAGACCACUUUAGAAACUCAAUUAAAAAAGCUCAAGAGGAGAACAAGAAAAUAGUGCUAGCUGGAUGUGUUCCUCAAGCCCAGCCUCGGCAGGACUACUUUAAGGGACUGAGUAUCAUAGGGGUUCAACAGAUAGAUCGAGUGGUAGAAGUUGUGGAGGAAACGAUUAAAGGUCAUUCCGUGAGGCUGCUGGGUCAGAAAAAGGCUAAUGGGAAGCGGCUGGGUGGAGCACGGUUGGAUCUGCCAAAGAUUAGGAAAAAUCCACUGAUAGAAAUCAUUUCCGUCAAUACUGGGUGUCUCAAUGCAUGUACCUACUGCAAAACUAAACAUGCCAGAGGAAAUUUGGCCAGUUACCCAAUUGAUGAACUAGUAGAAAGAGCCAAACAGUCUUUUCAAGAGGGUGUUUGUGAGAUAUGGUUGACCAGUGAAGACACAGGGGCUUAUGGCAGAGACAUUGGCACCAAUCUCCCUGCACUGCUGUGGAAACUGGUUGAAGUGAUUCCUGAGGGAGCAAUGCUAAGGCUUGGCAUGACAAAUCCACCCUAUAUUUUAGAGCAUCUGGAGGAAAUGGCAAAAAUCCUUAAUCAUCCCAGAGUCUACGCUUUUCUGCACAUACCAGUCCAAUCUGCCUCUGACACCGUACUCAUGGAAAUGAAAAGAGAAUACUGCGUGGCUGACUUCAAAAGAGUAGUGGAUUUUCUGAAAGAGAAAGUUCCCGGAAUAACCCUUGCUACAGAUAUUAUCUGUGGUUUUCCUGGAGAAACAGAUCAAGAUUUUCAAGAAACAGUGAAACUUGUGGAAGACUACAAAUUUCCAAGCCUCUUUAUUAACCAGUUUUAUCCCAGACCAGGAACUCCUGCAGCAAAAAUGGUACAAGUUCCAGCACAAGUGAAAAAGCAAAGAACGAAAGAUCUUUCUCGGGUAUUCCAUUCUUACAAUCCAUAUGAUCACAAGAUUGGCGAAAGGCAACAAGUGUUAGUGACAGAAGAAUCUUUUGAUUCCAAGUUUUAUGUGGCACACAAUCGAUUCUAUGAGCAGGUUUUAGUGCCAAAGAACCCCACAUUCAUGGGGAAAAUGAUCGAAGUGGACAUUUACGAAUCGGGCAAACAUUUUAUGAAAGGGCAGCCAGUAUCAGACACCAAAGUAUACACGCCUUCCAUCAGCAAACCAUUAGCAAAGGGAGAAGUCUCAGGUUUAACAGAGGGCUUCAGAAACAGGCCGACGAGUCACCUGAGCUCGGCUUGCCACCCUUCUGCUGCGGUGCGGCGGGACUCUGCUAGCUCCAGACUGGUGCUCCACUUGCAGAAACUCCAUCAAGACUGUGCACUGAGGGUGUCUGUGGGCCUGGCUCUAUUUGCUCUUCUUCUGGCUUUUUUGGUCAAAGUCUAUAAUUAAAACACAACUAAAUGAAGCAUUUGUGAAGAAGAAUAAAUUUCUAAGUAAAACCUGCAACGAACGGAAAAACAACCACGUCGGUUCUCCAAGAGCAGUAAUCUAUCCUGGUCUCACUGCCUCCCCUUCAGCCCUACUUUUUAAUGGGCUUCCUCUGUCUCACAUUGAGUUGGGCCAUCGGUUAUUUGACCUAAAACCUGCUAACUGUUGCCAUAGCAUAUCUUCUAAAUUAAGCUCCUUUUGGUUUAUUUGCAGCAAGAAAUGCAAGUGAUUGCAUUUUUCUUUCACUCUCCAGUCUUCAAGUCAGAACUUCAUUGUACCCCGGAUCCAGUCAUCUUUUCCUGAUGUGGGAAGAAUUUUGAGACUUCAAUAAACAUUAAAAAAAAAAAAAAAGUACCUUUUUCCUUAUGCUUUGUUUGGAGUCCCAGUGCUACCAACAUCUUAUUUCUCACAGCAGAUGCUUUCCUGGAAGGUUUAUAUAGAAACCUGUGUUUAAAACAAGAAUUAUCUUGGAAUGCACAGCGAGAGUCACCAGGUAAAGGACUCUCGGUGACAUUUUCUAGAAGCAUGAGGAAUCACCCACUUCUUUGGCACCCACAAACUUUCAAAAACUGGGUUUGUCUAAAACCAGCUGCGCCCCGUUUCUGACAGUUUUGAUCGAUGACACCAAUGUUUGUUUCUACCUGACACCCUUGGCCUUUACUAAAUAGAGUGACUUAUUUCACAACAGAAGGAAUCGAUGUACUAAGCCACCUUAGGAACAUCAGAAUUUAAAUGUUAUUGGGAUCAUCUAGGCACAGGGAAUUUGGGUGCCUUCUGGUUACCACAGGACAUUUCAUCGUUUAACCCACACUCCUGUUCAGCUCUUUUAUGUGUCUUUCAGGAAUCCAAAUUAAAAUGUAUUUGUGUCA